Aureobasidium uvarum is the source of this 1657-nucleotide messenger RNA. The record is from the annotation of a GenBank genome assembly. Lineage: Eukaryota; Fungi; Ascomycota; Dothideomycetes; Dothideales; Saccotheciaceae.
CAUCCACAUCACCAUCAUGAAGGGCUUCGGUGUUGCUACAGCCAUCGCGGCUGCGAGCAUGCUCGUCUCCAAGGUCGCUGCUGACGUCGACCCCAUUGUCAUCAAGGGCUCCAAGUUCUUCUACAAGACCAACGGUACCCAAUUCUUCAUGCGCGGUGUCGCAUACCAGGAGGACGUCCAGAACAGCACCGACUCUUCCUACACCGACCCUCUGGCCGAUGCAUCCGUCUGCUCGCGUGAUAUUCCCUACCUCACCGCUCUGCGCACCAACACCAUCCGUGUUUACGCCAUCGACCCUACCAAGAACCACGACGACUGCAUGAACAUGCUCGCAGAUGCUGGCAUCUACGUCGUGUCUGACCUUUCCGCCCCCGACGAGUCCAUCAACCGCAACGACCCUGCCUGGAACGACGACUUGUACCAGCGCUACACUUCGGUUGUUGACGCUCUCGCUGGCUACUCCAACACCCUCGGUUUCUUCGCCGGUAACGAGGUCUCCAACUCCAAGAACACCACCGAGGCCAGCGCUUUCGUCAAGGCCGCCGUUCGUGACACCAAGAGAUACAUCCAGUCCAAGGGCUACAGAGCACUCGGUGUCGGUUACGCCACCUCUGACGACUCUGACAUUCGUGUCAACAUGGCCGACUACUUCGACUGCAGCUCCGACACCUCUCUCAACAUUGACUUCUGGGGAUACAACGUCUACUCUUGGUGUGAUCCUUCGACCUACCAGACAUCUGGCUAUGCCGCCCGUACUGAGGAGUUCUCGACCUACAACGUUCCCGUCUUCUUAACCUGGGGCGAAGUUAGCGCUCUGUACGGCGAUAACAUGACCGAGGUCUGGUCUGGUGGUAUCGUCUACAUGUACUUCGAAACCGAGAACGAGUAUGGUCUCGUCUCCGUCACCAACAACAAGGUCAGCACCCUGGGCGACUACUCAAACCUGUCCAAGGCCAUGGCAACCGUGUCUCCCACCGGUGUCAACAGCGCUUCGUACUCUCCUAGCAACACCGUUGCCUCUUGCCCCGCUCUCGGUACUGCCUGGGCCGCCGUCGCCAGCCCCCUUCCUCCUUCACCCAACCGUGAGCUGUGCCAGUGCAUGUUCAACUCUCUGAGCUGCACUGUCAAGUCUUCGGUCAGCGAAGAGGCCUAUGGUGAUAUGUUUGGCUAUGUCUGCGGUGCUGACGCCAGUGCCUGCGCCGGUAUUCAACACAACAUCACUAACAUUCCUUUANNGAACGCCACUAGCGGUACCUACGGUGCUUACAGCAUGUGCAACUCCACGGAGCAGCUUGGUUUCGUCCUCGACCAGUACUACUCUGCCCAGCCUUCCGCUCAGCGUGCCAGCGCUUGCGGCUUCAGCGGGUCUGCCACCCUCAAGUCUGGAGCCAAGCCUACCGGAGCUUGCUCAUCGCUCAUGGCCCAAGCAGGAACGGCAGGUCUUGGUAAGGUUACAGCCUCUCCCACUACUGGUUCUGGUGCCGCUGCUACUGGCGGCUCUGGCUCUGGUUCUGGCAACUCAAAGUCUUCUGGCUCCAGCUCUGGCUCCAAGGGUGCAGGCGCUGCUCUUUCUGUUCAGUCCGUCCAAGUUGGUCCUUACACCCUUGGACUCUCUGCCUUUAUUGCCGUCUUCUCCGGCGCUGCUGCCCUUCUUUUG